Messenger RNA from Pseudomassariella vexata, 357 nucleotides. RefSeq lists its product as uncharacterized. The coding region runs from base 1 to 357 and encodes 118 amino acids. NCBI's taxonomy places the organism in Eukaryota, Fungi, Ascomycota, Sordariomycetes, Amphisphaeriales, Pseudomassariaceae. The record is from RefSeq and is a predicted model, not a curated record. The transcript has 2 exons.
AUGUCGACAUCCCUCCAAUCUCUCGGCCGCUGGCUCCGGCUCAAGCAGUAUCAGAUCGAAGUCACCUUUGGUGUCUAUAUCUUUACACCGAUUGAGAAAUUCGUCUUCUGGUCUGUCGUUUUCCUCCUCUUCAGCCUGACUAUCAUCGCCACCAUGCUCUACCUCCCGCAACACAUCGUCUUCGUGCUGAACCGCGCCCUCUUCUAUGCCUACGGCGACGAUAGCGGCGUCGAGCACGUGCUGGGUGGGCUGGCCAAGAACGGCGCUGUGGCGAUGCAGCAGACGGUUGAGAAGCUGGCUACUUCUACGGCGGACAGCGCUGCGGAAACGGUGGAGGGUUUGGUGAGGGAGUUGUAA